Molecule: messenger RNA, 4408 nt
Organism: Pseudoliparis swirei
Lineage: Eukaryota; Metazoa; Chordata; Actinopteri; Perciformes; Liparidae
Gene: fbxl4
Product: F-box and leucine-rich repeat protein 4
Exons: 9
Coding region: 641-2527 (628 amino acids)
Biological process (GO): SCF-dependent proteasomal ubiquitin-dependent protein catabolic process
Cellular component (GO): SCF ubiquitin ligase complex
Molecular function (GO): protein binding
Source: RefSeq, a predicted model, not a curated record
UGAAAUAAUUUCCCAUCCUCUUCCAUUGCUAAAUGUUGCAGAGAAGACGUGUUCCUAUAGAAGCUAAAGGCUAUGUGUUGACAGUUGAGCUUGUUUGUAUUACGGUAGGGCUACUUAGCUAACGGUGGCUAGCUAGCUGACUAACACCAGCUUUUUAACUGUCACACAUAACUAGCUUAACAAACAACACAAGGAGGGCGGCAGCUCGCUAAUGUUACUUCAGAAAAGCAACUGGUUCUUCAAGAUAGCGUUAGUUCGUGUACGUGUAACGUCAAUGUAUCUACAAAUGGAAACCCAAUCCCACGGUUUCAUGACAAGUUAGCUGACGCUAGUUACAAGUCCGUUAGCUAGCUAGCUGUCCUCGACACACCUAGAAAACCAAAACAGAGAUGACCAUGUCCUGUUACUUAUCAUGGACUGGUCGAAUGGCUAUGUGCGGUUUCCCCCGCCUUACAUUAACUUCAGGACUAUUUUACAUCAAUGCACUCGGACGCAUUCAUGGUCAUGCAUGCAGCUGGGCCUCUGGUCUGCGCUUUGUACACGCCCAGCCAUUGAGCCAGUGGCCUUCCAGUAGGUGGAGGCUCGUCCUCCUUCCAGCCUCUGUUUCUCCCCACUGCCCCCAUCAGCCCCAGAGUUCCUUAUGCUAACCCUCAUGAGCAUGUUUUACUAUAUCUGUCUGCGCCGACGCUCCAGGAGUGGGACUCGAGGCGAGGUUCUCACCAGUCGAAGGGCCGUCGAGUCCGGCCAACGUGCGGUGUUACCGGUCAGUGUGGAGGUGGAGCAGUAUGCCAAGGAGGUUCUUGACUUCAGCUCUCACUAUGGCAGUGAGAAUAGCAUGUCCUACACCAUGUGGAACCUGGCCGGGGUGCCCAACGUCUACCCCAGCUCAGGGGACUUCACUCAGACGGCUGUAUUCAGGGCUUACGGGACGUGGUGGGAACAAUGUGCCAGUGCUCCGCCACCUUUCCGCCGCACCCCGAAAGGCUUCCACAGCCAGGAUUAUAUUGAACUGGGUUUCGAGGAGCCCGUCUACCCAACCGCAGUGGAUGUGCUCGAGACUUAUUACCCUGGAACUAUUGUUCAGAUUCUGGCCUGCUCUCACAACCCCUUCUCCCAGAACCCACCAACUGAUGUCAGGUGGGAGGUGCUGUGGUCAGGGGAGCCCACGAAGGUGAUGACGCCCCAGGCACGUCAGUUUUCCCCGAGCAUCAAGCACAUCAGCUUCCCCACCAACCUGCUGCGCCUGGAGGUCAACAGCUCUCUGCUGGACUACUACACCGAGCUGGACGCUGUGAUCCUGCGCGGGGUCAAAGAGAGGCCGAUGCUGGCCCUCUAUAAGAUGCCUAUCAUCGACAUUAAUGACCUGAGCGACAGCGAGGAGGAGCUGUUGGAUGUGGGAGGUCCGUUCAGACAAGGAGGAGAGCGCAAGCACCAGAGGACAGGCACUGGCUUCUUUGACAAACUGCCCUAUGAGCUCAUUCAGCUGAUACUGAGCCACCUGACCCUGCCAGACCUCUGCCGUCUGGCCCAGAGCUGUAAGCUGCUGCACCAGCACUGCUGCGACCCGCUGCAGUACACCCAGCUGAGCCUGCAGCCCUACUGGGGCCGGCUGAGUGACGCCUCGUUGGGACACCUGCAGAGCCGCUGCACCCUCCUCCAGAGGCUCAACCUGUCCUGGACCGGCAACCGCGGAGCACUCACCCUGACCGGCUUCAGCAGCUUCAUGAAGGCCUGUGGCCUCGGCCUCGGCUGCCUGGAGCUGUCGUGCUGCCACUUCCUGAAUGAGGCCUGCCUGGAGGUCGUCUCUCAGACGUGUCCCGGGCUGCAGGAGCUCAACCUGUCGUCCUGCGACCGCCUCCACCCGCAGGCCUUCGCACACAUCUCCAAGCUAACGCGCCUCCGCCGGCUGGUGCUCUAUCGGACCAAGAUAGAGCAAACGGCCAUCCUGAGCAUCCUGACGUUCUGCAUAGAGCUGAGACACCUCAACCUUGGGAGCUGUGUGAGGAUUGAGGACUACGAUGUGGUGGCCAGCAUGCUGGCCGCGCGCUGUCGCUCACUCUGCUCGCUGGACCUGUGGCGCUGCCGAAACCUGACUGACCGCGGCCUGGCCGAGCUCGUCUCCGGCUGCAGGAUGCUGGAGGAGUUGGACCUGGGCUGGUGUCCCACGCUGCAGAGCAGCACCGGAUGCUUCCAGCAGCUCGCCCGCAGCCUGCCGCGCUUACGCAAACUCUUCCUCACCGCCAACCGCACCGUCUGCGACGCGGAUGUGGAGGAGCUGGCGGCCGGCUGCCCCUCACUGCAACACCUCGACAUCCUGGAUAGACAUGCGAGUCGUCCAAGAGCUCUCCGGCCUCUUCCCCAACGUGUUCAUCAAGAAGAGCUUCACCCAGUGACCCCGGCGCCGUCUCGUCUCCCACCGGCCGCAUGCAGGAAGAGGAGGGAGGUGAAGAAGAGGCAGGUCGGACGUCUUCAGAUCGCUGUGACGAGACGAGAGCUUCCUCCAGACCACAACAGUGGAAACGGGUGAAGAGGUUAUUUGGAUUAACCGGCUGAGCACAAACAAUGAAAGGCUUCCAGUCACAGUAUUAGAGAACAUGAAACUUUAUGUUCAUUUUUUUGUUGGGACACUUGAAUUCAUGGUUGUUGCACUAAAUCUUUUACGACAUCUUCCCAGAAUCACCACUUGUGUAUUCCCAAGAAACACUCGGCGAGGGAAUAUACCACUGGAUGCAAAACACACAACACAGAAAUAUGUGAGUCAUCCUCGCUUGAAGAGCUUAGUAGGACAUCACGAAGGGACAACAUGUGACAGGUGUGUGAAACACGCCUUUACUGGACAAGGUAGGAGGAUUUGGACUCCUAUAUUUAUGUUAGCUGGUGUCGUCAUCAAAGAUCAAGGCCUUGUGCAGAAAUCAUGCUGGUGGUUUUAAUGCAUGGGGUCAUUCUGAAGGCCGAUAUCAAGCCAGUUUGAUUUGACGACAAUAAAUCGUAUUUGCUGUUGUGUUAAAAGUGAAUACGCAGUGUGAGCUUACUCAAUGUACGCUGUGGAUUGCGUAUUUGUUGCUGCGGCAAACCGACGGUAGACUCAGACACGUUGAAAAGAAAUACACCAUCAACUGUUCUUGCGCCCGAGAUUCCCUGGGAACAAGUUUUCGCCAGAAACAUAUGUGAGAACUUGUGAAAAGCAUUUGUUUAAACUUACACAUCUGCUAUGAAUAACUUACAGGAGUCGUACAAACACCCCGGGCAUAGAAGCAGCAUAAUGAGGCCGACUAUAGGAAUCAAAACACUGAGGCGUAAACCCAAAGACAAACAUGAAUCAAUGAUGUGAAAGAAAAGAAGCAAAAGGACCGAAAAUAUCUUCUAAAUUAUCCAAAGUGUGCACAUAAUUGAAUUGACUAAUCGUUUCAGGUCUAAUUGUUUAUGUCAACCAGACAAGAAAUGCAUUAAUAAAACAAUAAUACAAUCUUCUGAUAGCAUAAUAUAAGGAUGCCUCCAACCACGAUAUGCGUGUUCUAUACUAUUGAUUGAUUAAUGAAUUAAUUGAGAUCUUGGCAUGAUAAGAAACUGAACUUUAGAUUUUAGUUACAUCUGAACCAUAUUUUUAUUUAUUUUUUAGGGUCAAUUUGUGUUUAAAUCUUCCCUCUGAAUGUAACAGGGUGUUCAAAGAGCCUUUCACUCGGGACGUGUCCUCCUGCUGGGCGACGCCCACUCCUCCAAACAAUGGCUUUGAGGGCCAGUGUUGUGGCGUUCUGCGUGAAACGCUCUUUAUUGUUUCGUUGGUUAUGAAAGAGACUUUUUCAACAAUGAACUCUGGCCAAGUGAGGACAAACAAAAGGUUCAGGUUCGUUUUUCGGUUGGCCAAUUCGAUAAUUGGAUUGAUCAUUUUUUUUAGUUUGCUUAGCGUCGUUCAUGCCGAUCAUCGUUAUGUCAACGGGAUAAUGAGUUUAGGCUCCGAAGAUGAAUGAUAAAGUUUUGAAAGUCACCAGUUUCAUAACUCUUUCCUGAUGUUGCAUGUUUUCCACCUCCUUAUGAUUUCCUUACCAAAAUGCAGCUUCACCGAUGUGAAGGAGCACUGUGGGGAUGUGUAAACACUCUGUGACCUCAGUAUUUGUCCUGAAACUCAGGGGUUUUAAUAUUUCAUCUGGUUUUAGUGUUGUACGUGGAAGCAGCUCACACAUCUUUACAGUCCGUAACGCGGGAGCUUCGAGGUCGUCUGUCAGCGUUGCUCUUGCACAACAAACGCAGAGCACUCGCACAAACGUCACCGCUUGUCGGCUGAGGAAUGUUGCUGUAAUUGUAUGAUUGUGAAAAAUGUAUUGUUGUCCCUGAUUAUUUAAUUUAUGUAAUAUAUGAAGCCACAAUAACCACGCGGCAGAAGCGCUUAAAAUGCUUUCUUUUGGUUGUA